AUGGCGAGUCACGACUUGUCAGACAUCAAGACGCCCCCGUCUUGCACGGCAGAUUUCUGCCUCAUCCCGCUGGGCACGCCGACGGCGAGUGUGUCCAAGGAGGUCGCGGAGGUGCAGAGGAUCUUGAAGAGGAGCGGGCUGAGCUACUCGAUGCAUUCGGCAGGGACAACUCUUGAGGGAUCAUGGGAUGACUGCAUGCGAGUUAUUGGACAGUGCCAUGCUCUGCUUCAUCAGAACGGCGUUGUCAGGAUCCAGAGUGACAUCAGGAUUGGCACGAGAACAGACAAGAAGCAAGGCUUCAAGGACAAGGUGGCUGCUGUAGAGAAGCUGUUGGAGGGCGACAAUUGA
This is a messenger RNA of Ascochyta rabiei, 348 nucleotides long. RefSeq names its product UPF0045 protein M15. Gene Ontology annotation, cellular component: cytosol. NCBI's taxonomy places the organism in Eukaryota, Fungi, Ascomycota, Dothideomycetes, Pleosporales, Didymellaceae. The record is from RefSeq and is a predicted model, not a curated record. The transcript is spliced from 2 exons. The coding region runs from base 1 to 348 and encodes 115 amino acids.